Molecule: messenger RNA, 858 nt
Organism: Artibeus jamaicensis (Jamaican fruit-eating bat)
Lineage: Eukaryota; Metazoa; Chordata; Mammalia; Chiroptera; Phyllostomidae
Gene: RPP14
Product: ribonuclease P/MRP subunit p14
Exons: 6
Coding region: 453-827 (124 amino acids)
Biological process (GO): tRNA 5'-leader removal
Cellular component (GO): ribonuclease P complex
Source: RefSeq, a predicted model, not a curated record
GGCGGGGCAGGCGGAAGCCAAAAAUAAGCACCCUCGGAGUUUCUGGGGCCCAGGCUCGGGCCUCCUGGGGAAGCUCCUGGCCUUGGCGAGUUCUUGCGGUGAACAAGAGUCAGGGAGCAUAGUCCGGCGUGGAGCUGGUAGGCGGAAAACCACAGCAAAGCGACAGGUUUUUUUUUGUUUUGUUUUGUUUUGUUUUGUUUUUUUUUUUGAGCGAGCUCUGUCGGCCGCGCUGGGGACGCUGGAUGCGUAACCCGGGCCGCGUGCGCGAGGCGGAGGUCGCAGCAGGCUGUUGGGUAGGCCCAGCCGCGGAGCUGCUUGGGUCUCGGGACACCGCGGUCGCGGAAGCGGAGGGGAGCGGUUGCGAGGGCUGAGCGGAACCACGAGUGCAGAGCUCAUGCGUCCGGCGUCAGCCCCCUUGACUCUUAACGAAGGUGUAAUCAGCCUCGGAAAAGAUGCCAGCCCCAGCUGCCACAUACGAAAGAGUGGUUUACAAAAACCCCUCUGAGCACCACUACAUGAAAGUCUGCCUAGAAUUUCAAGAUCGUGCAGUUGGACUGAAUGCUGCCCAGUUCAAGCAGCUGCUGCUUUCAGCCCUGAAGGACCUGUUUGGGGAGGUCGAUGCCGCCUUACCCUUGGAUGUCAUAACUUAUGAAGAGAAGACCUUGUCAGCCAUCCUGAGAAUAUGUAGCAGUGGUCUUGUCAAAUUGUGGAGUUCUUUGACUCUUUUAGGAUCCUAUAAAGGCAAGAAAUGUGCUUUCAAAGUAAUUCAGGUCUCUCCCUUUCUCCUUGCAUUAUCUGGUAAUAGUAGGGAACUAGUAUUGGAUUGAAUAGUCCUCAAUUUCAGAAACACUUCUCAAA